CCGAUUGUAGUGAGGAAAGGAGAAGCCAGCAAGCGUAUGUAGUUACAUCUUGUACACGGAUGGCCGUGUGACUCGUAUUUUGUAAAUUAUGUACACACAUUAACGUCUGAAGGUAUCUGCAUGUAUAGGUAUACAUGUAUAUCUCGCCACGACGAAGGCUGACGGAGAAAAAUCUGUACAUCAAACCAACGAAAGGCAAGCAUCAUCUUUAUAGCAGCACGUAGACCAACCGCCUGCACUAGUAUAGAUUGAGAGAGACUCGACGACUCGAGUGGGGAUAUUCAAGUUUGGAUUUACAAACAGGCAGCAUCAAUGGGAAGAAACGAGUCGUAUCUUGCCUAUUUUGAGGGAAUAUUGUUUGUAAACUAUUAAAGACAAAGUGUAAUUUAAAGGUAGCUUGAGCAACGUUUGACUUAAUUUGGGUAGCUAUAGAGCUACAUAACAGAAUAUAAUUUCAAGGGUUAGCUAGCUUGCUAGCUUCUGGUACCAGUUUGGCUAUAAUAAAUCAGAACGGACGUCAACGAGAUCAUACAUUUAGAAUUUACCUGAGGAUAUUCACCUUUUACGCUUUGAAGGAGGGGAUUAUCCAGAAAAGGAGGAAAGAGACACCAGCUUCCCUCUCUCCCAGAGACUUGAAAGACUUUCCUCGGCCUUGUGUGUGUGUGUGUGUAUAUAGUUUGGAUGAGGUGAAGCUUUAUUGCGGUGCCCUCAGAAGGUGCAGGGGAAAGGGUAUGUACUGUAGGAGAUGGAGAGAAGGAACGUAAGGAUCGAAAGCUAGUGUCGGUCGGGGUGGAGAAAAUAAGCACUGUGCUGCUUAUCCUUUGUCUCUGUAAAGACUAAAGGAAGGAGAGAGAAGGAGGGAGUCUAAUCUAGUGGCAGGGCCCAGUCCCGUAGUCACCAGCAACACUGGAAGAACAGCAGCCAGAGAACCUAGAAGGUGGGUAAGAAGAGGACCACAGAAAGAGAGGAGAGACGGGGACUGAAGGUGAACCGAAGGGUCGGAGGAGAGGACGGGGAGGAGGAGGAGGAGGCGCAUCCCCAUGGCGACAGACCCUGGAGAACCCACUGGGACGGAGGACUCCUCGGAGAAACCUGUUGGAACACGGGAGGAGGAGAUGGAGCAGGAAGGCGGCAGGAGGGAGAGGACGCACAGCACCCCCUCCGACUUCCCCUCCUCCCAGACCCAGGAGAGGAGAACCGCAGAGGGAGGGGAGACAGGAGGCGGAAGGGGUGGAGGGCGUGGAGACACCAGGGACAGUAAGGAAGUGGAGACCCUGGUGGUUAGACCCAUGUCUCACUCCACACCCUCGUCCCCGGCUGCAACUGCGGCAGCUUCAGGGUCAGGGGGUCACGGGCCAAGGCUGAGGAGAGAGAAGCGUUUCUUCAGGAAGAGUGUGGAGAUCUGUGAGGAGGAGGACGAUGUGGUAGCGGAUCCCCCAGAGGUCUCCCACUCCGCCCCCCACCUGGACUCAGUCUUCACCCUCGGUGGGGCCCAGGCCGCUACCGCCGCCUCUACAGCCCUGGGACAUGACACUGCUGACCACGACCCAUCCAGCCUCAGCUCCACCCAGGACCCUGGGGCCAAGGACGCCCCCUCCUCCGCCCCACCCCAGACGGGGAAGGAGAGGGACAGGGAGCAGGAGGAGGAGGCAGAGAUGAAGGCCGUGGCCACCUCGCCGGGAGGGAGGUUUCUGAAGUUUGACAUUGAGCUGGGGAGGGGAGCCUUCAAGACCGUUUACAAAGGCCUAGACACUGAGACCUGGGUGGAGGUGGCCUGGUGCGAACUACAGGACCGUAAGCUGACCAAGGCGGAGCAGCAGCGUUUUAAGGAGGAGGCAGAGAUGCUGAAGGGCCUCCAGCACCCUAACAUUGUCCGUUUCUAUGACUCCUGGGAGUCAGUGCUGCGAGGGAAGAAGUGCAUUGUCCUGGUCACCGAACUCAUGACCUCGGGAACACUCAAAACGUACCUGAAGCGCUUCAAGGUGAUGAAGCCCAAGGUCCUGAGGAGCUGGUGUCGUCAGAUCCUGAAGGGCCUCCAGUUCCUCCACACACGGACCCCUCCCAUCAUCCACAGGGACCUCAAGUGUGACAACAUCUUCAUCACCGGCCCUACCGGCUCCGUCAAGAUAGGAGACCUGGGAUUGGCCACUCUCAUGAGGACCUCCUUCGCCAAAAGUGUCAUAGGUACUCCGGAGUUCAUGGCUCCAGAGAUGUAUGAGGAGCAUUAUGAUGAGUCUGUGGAUGUCUAUGCCUUUGGGAUGUGCAUGUUGGAGAUGGCCACCUCAGAAUACCCCUACUCGGAGUGCCAGAACGCUGCGCAGAUCUACCGCAAAGUCACCAGCGGUAUAAAACCAGCCAGCUUCGAUAAAGUCAACGACCCAGAGAUCAAAGAGAUCAUUGAGUGCUGCAUCCGCCAGGACAAGAGUCAGAGGCUGUCCAUCCGGGACCUGUUGACCAACGCGUUCUUCGGGGAGGACACAGGGGUACGUGUGGAGCUGGCGGAGGAAGACAUGGGCUGUCAGGACUGCCUGGCCCUCAGGAUCUGGGUGGAGGAGCCAAAGAAGCUGAAGGGAAAACACAAAGACAACGAGGCCAUCGAGUUCAGCUAUGACCUGGAGAAUGACAGCGCAGAGGAGGUGGCUUCGGAGAUGGUGAAGUCAGGCUUCUUCCACGAGAGCGACGCUAAAGUGGUCGGUAAAUCCAUCCGCGACCGCGUUACGCUCAUCAAGAAGUCCCGUGAGAGACGCCAGCAGCAGCUGCUCCAACAGCAGCAAGGCUUUGAUGAGAGACGGGACUCUACCCUCACCUCCUCCUACACCUGCUCUCACCCCUCCUCCCUAGGGCCUGGGGUGGCUGGGCUGACAGGGGGAGAUGGGGGAGGAGGAGGGCAGGGGGAGGCUGAGGAGCUACCAGAGGUGGAUCAGCAUGUGAGGCAACAGCAGCUGUUCCAUAGUGGGAAUCCUCUGAGCCUGCCCACAGGAGGUGAGAGCAUUGGCUCAGCCAGCUGUGAGUCCUAUGCCAGUAGCCAGAGCCAGGCAUACCCUCAGCAAGGGGAGUCAUACGUGCUCUCUCAACCCAGCCUCCCUGCUGCUGCGUCGGCCAUUUUGGCCCAUCAUGAAAUGCUCCCGAUUGGUCAGAGCGGAGGAGUUCCGAACGUGCCUAUUGGUCAGAGUGGUGGGAUUUCCGCCAUGUCCAUUGGUCAAAGCAGUGGUGGGGCACCUGUUGGUCAGCAGACUUACGCUCAGCCUGUUGCUAUGGCAACGGAAGUCUCACCAGGUGUACCACAGCAGUAUUCGCAGUCAUACCAUUCAGAUGGAUCACAGAUCGCACCAAUGGCCCCUUCCCAGUCCUACGCACCACCAGUCUCGCCCCAAGCCCAGCUUAACAUUCUUCCAGCUCCCAUUUCAGUGGGGGACCCAACAGGACUAGUGGGCGUUGGUGGCAAGGAGGCCAUGGUCCCUCUCCCACAACAGACCCAGGCCAAUGUCACUCCCAACAUCAUGCAGGCCUCUGACAUCCAGAUGACACCCCAGCCUUUAACCCAGCAAGCACAGCCUGUCAUGAUCACCCAACAGCAGACCAUUGUUCAACAACAACAGCAGAUACUGAUGGAGCCACAGCAGCAGCAAAUGGAGGCUCAACAAACCGCCCUGCUUCAGCAGCAGCAGCAUCAACAGCAACAACAACAACAGGCCAAUGUAAUUCCCCAGAAGGCGGUACUGAUACAGCAACAUAUAGAACAACAACAGCAACAGCAGCAACAGACUAUAGCAAUCCAACAGCAGCAAACUACUGAGCUACAGCAGCAAGUGUAUGUGCAGCAAGCUUUGGUUCAGCAGCAGCAGCAAAUGCAACAGCAUCCUCAGCAGCAGGCCUUACUACAACAACAAUCAAUGGACCAACAGCAGCAAAAACAACAGGCAUUGUCAUUGCAGCAACAGCAAGUGGAUCAAACCCAAGUCUAUGCGCAACAUCCGCAAAACGACAUACAACAGCAGCAACAACUGCAACAGCAGCAAACAUUGUUACUACACCAACAGCACCAGAUUGAACAUCAGCAACAACAACAAGCGAUGUUACUAGAACAACAACAGCAAGUGUACAUACAACAGCAGCUUGAGCAACAGCAGCAACAAGCGUUGCUACAAAAGCAACAACAGGCACGAUUACAGCAGCACCAACUGGAGCAACAGCAAGCGCUGUUACAACAGCAGAUAUUUGAGCAACAGCAGCAGCAAGCGAUGUUACAGCAGCAGCAACAAGAGCAGCAGCAACAGCAAGCCUUAAAGCAACAGCAACAACAGGCGCAACUACAACAGCAACAGCUAGAGCAACAGCAAGCGCUGUUACAACAACAGCAGUUCGAGCAACAGCAGCAGCAAGCGCUCUUACAGCAACAACAACAACUGGAGGCUCACCAAGCGAGCCAGAUCCAACAACAACCGCAAAUGGAUCUACAACAGCAGCAACAACAAAAGCGAGCUGUUCUGCAACAACUGACCCAACUACAACAACAGGCGGUCGUCAGUCAUCCAGUCGACCCACAGCAACAGCAAGCUGUGCUACAGCAACAGUUGAAACAACAGCAAGCCCUGCUACAACAGAAACAGCUUCAACAGCAACAAGCGAUUUUACAGCAGCAGCAAUUGGAGCAACAGCAACAAGAGGCACAACUGCAACAGAAGCUGGAGCUACAACAGCAGCAAGCUUUGUUACAACAACAGAUCGAACAACAACGGCAAAAGCAGGCGUUGCUACAGCAACAACAAGCAGAGAGACUGCACCAACAGGCUUUGCUACAACAGCAGCAGCAACAGAUUCAACAACAGCAAGAGACUGGGCAACCGCAGCAGCAAACCGCCAAUAUUCAAUUACAACAAAGCGAGAAACAAGAGACCGCUUUGAUUCAGCAACAAUGUGAGCAGUUGCAAGCGUUGAUUCAACAGCAACAAAUUGAUGUGUGUAUGUUGCAACAACAACAACAACAGCAAAACACUGCUAUGUUUCCACCUAGUCACACUAGCCUAACACAGCAGCAACUGACAGAACAACAGCAAGUAGCGCUGAUACAACAGCAAUUACAACAACAACAACAACAACAGCAGCAGCAGCAGCAGCAACAACAACAAGCUAUAUUACUGGAGCAACAACAACAAGAGUAUGUUGUCCAGCAACAACAGCAGCGCCAUCAGAGCUCUGUCGUUGAACCUCAGCCUCAGAUCCCCCUUGUAGCCCCAACCGUACCAGCAGCAGAGGUUAUACAGGCCAUUCAGGUCCAAGCUCAGAUGGCCGCCCAGGCGCAGGCCCAAGCCCAGGGUCAGGGAGCCAUACCUGUAGCCAUUCAGCCACAGAUUCCCAGUCAGGCUCCACCGGCUGUAGUGCAAGCCCAUGCCCAAGUCCUGGCCCAGAUUCAAGCUCGGAAUGAAGCUCACCCUCAGAGCCAGGGCCAAUCCCCAGUCCCAGUACUCCAAGCCCAGCCCCAGAUGAUUGAGGUCCAGAUUCCACCUCAAGUGGUGGCCCCGAUCCAGGCACCAAGUCCUCCGAUCCCUAUCCAGCCCCAGGCUCCUCUAGUACAGUCUAUCCAUCAGAUCCCAGCUCAAAUACAGGCCCAGGCUCCAGUGCAGUCAUUCAUCCAGCAGACUCCCCGGCCUCUGCAUCCAACCCAAGCUUUGACUCAGACUCAGAUUCCAGCAGUUCUUGAGACUCAGAUGAUGCCUCCUAUGAAGCAGAGUCCAACUCUGGUCCAACCCCGACCUCCAGUCUCAAUAACCCCCAUGCACAGCCAGAUCCAAGCCCAACCCCAGCACGAGUCUCCAGUGCAGCCCAGUGUUCAGCUCCCAGUGCUGGCGCAGCCUCAACUCCUGCCCCAUGCUCCAGCCGUCCUACUGGCACCGCAAUAUGUCACUGCACCUCAGCCCACCCAACAGCAAGCCAUGCAGCCAGUCCUGCAACAACAGCAUCAGGACAUCACACAACAAGUUACCCAACAACAGCAGAUACUGUUGGAGCAACAGCAGUCCAUUCUGCAGUACCAGCAGGUGAUGCUGUCUCCUGGAUCUGUUGGUGUUGGAACUGUCAUGGCGGACCCUGCAGCCACAGACAUAGACCCUACCACCUUGGUCUCUGCUUCGCCUCAACACAUACAACAACAAACUGGACAAGUGGAUAUCCAAGGCCAGCAGGUACAGGCUCAGACAGCCCCAGCCCCCAUCCAGCAGGCUCUGCAGUCUCUUCCCUCUCAGCAUCAGCAAGUCUCAAUUCCCGACCCAAGUCAACUGGCUUAUCAGCUUCCUCAGAUCCCCCCACAUCUGUUUCCCCAGCAGCCCACUGUUAACCCAGCACAGAUAGCAUCCCCAAGUAACCUGCCCCAGCUCGGGAAUCAGACUAGAGCCCUACCCUUCUACAGUCAGGUAGUAGCAGGAAUUACGCCACCAUCCCUCCAGCACCAGGCUCAGCUGACACAGCCGUUACCCACCCACACACACACCCAGAUGGCCAUGCAAGCUCAGGCACACACCCAGACACUGGCCCAAACGCAGCCCCAUGCCCAUACCCAGACCCAGCUCGCUGAGGCUGCAAUGGCGGCCUCCACCACCGAGCAACAGCCCCCUCUGAAUCCUCCCCAGGCUACUUCCCUCCCUCUUCCACAGAUGCCCCCCAGCCCUUCUCAUACAUCGUCUCACCCCCACCCUGCCUCCCUGCCACCCCUCCAUCCUGCUACCCCUGGCCCAGAGACCCAGCCCACCCCACCAGAGAGCCAACUAACCCUGCCUGGCCUGGCUGAUGUCCCCUCGAGCCUAACCUCUCCCCUGGCUGUUGCUGCCGCUGCCCAGCCCCUUGACUCUAACGCCCCCUCGCUGCUGCCCCCCACCUCAACCUCGCUCCAAGACUGUGACCCUGCUCUGCUGGGCAUUGCUCAGGAGAGUGCAAACCAGUCUGGCACAGAGAGACACUCCUCUUCAGGUGCUGUUCCAGCCAAUGGGGAUGGGGAUCUACAGAUGUUGUUAGCCAAUGGAAAACUAGAGAGGGUGAAGUCUCAAAGGAAAUUGUCCUAUCGGGGGGCAGAAAAAGGAUCACAUGCAUUUCAACUGAGCAUGAUCCAGGUGUCCAGCUCUGGGGACAACAUGGUGGAGUGUCAGCUUGAAACCCACAGCAACAAGAUGGUCACCUUUAAGUUCGACACUGAGGGAGACGCACCUGAAGACAUCGCAGAUUACAUGGUGGAGGAGGAUUUUGUCCUUGAGUCAGAGAAAGAUACAUUUGUGGAAGACCUGAGGUCCAUUGUCAAGAGAGCUCAGGAAAUUCUCCUCACACAUCAACAGACUGGAUCUAUGGAGCAGCUGCAUGUGAGCACUCCAACAGGCACAGCAAUGGACUGGGCGCCUCAGUCGUCUCCGGUGGGCAGAUGGAGGUUCUUCAUCAACCAGACCAUCAGACACAGAGACUCCACGUCCAACCAGGGAGGAGCAUCCACCCCUCCACCUCUCUCGACCGGAGAGGUCAGGGUGCCCCAGUCUACAGACACUGACAGAGAGGGGGACGGAGGAUCCCAGAGAUCGGACUCCUCCUUCGCUGGAAUGGUCUCCUCUCCUCCUCCCCACCCUACAUCCACCCUGUGUGCCCCUGCCACCGCCUCCUCCCCCCAUGCCUCCGCCUCCACCGUUUCUGCCCCUGCCUCCAUGUCUGCCCCCCCAGCCCCUGCUGCCCCCACUCCUGACACAACUGCCUCUGCUGCCUCUGACAGUAGGGUUUCUGCUCUGGCUUCUAGUCUCGCUAGUGCAGUUGUUGCCUCAGAACCACACUCAGUCCCCGCUGCCUCAGCUGGCCUAGGCCUAGACCUGCAGGCUUCCAUUGACCAAACUUCCAGUGCCACCACAGCAACAUCCUCCAUCCCAACCAAUGUCUCAAGCACCGCUGCCAACCUCCCAGUUCCUACCAUGGUAGCUUCUUCUGCCACCAUCGCUCCCACUACCACCCCCUCUCUAACGGAAUCUCUGACCUCCCCAGCUACUAGUGGCAGCUCUAUGGUGAGCCAGGGCCAAGGACCAAGCCUGGGUGAUGUAGGAAAGGUGGCCACCCUAGGACAGUGUGUGUCUGGAGGGGACCACUCAUCCACUGGCCCAAUCCAGCCUCCAGUGGCUGUGUCCGGAGCCGUGGCCUCUCCUCCUGUUAGCCAUGCAGGUCUGGAGCAGCAGCAACACACUCUGCCUCUGAUGCAGUGCAUGGCAGCCCAGCCUCAGCUCCAAACAGUGCAACAGGUACAGCAGCAGCAACCGCUCCUAGAACAUCAGCAACAACACCUGAAGACUGUGCAACUCCAACAGGCACAGCAACAACAGCAAGAGUACCAAGAGCAGAUACAACUGCAGCAGCAGAAGCAGCAGCAUGCAUUGCAACAAUCUAUUCAACAGUUGCAGAUGCUGCAACAGCAACAACUACAGCCACAACAACAACAGCAGUCUGAUGUACAUUUGCAGCCCCAACUACAACAACAGACUCAGCAAAUGCCUGUCCAAAUGCAGAACGCACCGUACAACACACAGUUACACAUGCAACAGCCACAGCCAAACCAGUUGCCACCACCACCGCAACAACAACAACCAGUCAUUUCACAGCAACAGGCAGCGAUUGACCUGCAGCCACAGCAUCAACAACAGUUAGCUCUGCAACAGGCACUACAUAUUCAGCAGCAACAGCAAAUGCUCCAACAACAACCGCAACAACAACAACAACCGCAACAACAACAACAACAAAAACAACAACAACAACAACAACAGCAGCUGUCAGUGAACCAACAGUAUGUCCAACAACAAUCAUUACAGCCACUAAACAUGGCUCAACAACUCCCUCUAGAACAGACACAACAACAACAGCUGCAACAGCAGGUACAUCAACAACAAAAACAACACGAGGUUAACCCUCAGCAUCAGCAGGUGUCCCAGCAGGCUCCUCUCCAGAAGCAGCCGUCAUUCCAACAGUCAGAGUGGGAACGGUCUACAGAGGAGGCCAGUGUGACAGACGAUACAGGCAGUCACUCUGCCCCUCUACACCCCUCCUCAGACUUAUCUCUGCCCCUCAACAUUAACACAACCGCCGAUGCCCCCCUACCGCCCCUCUCCCUCACCCUGACCCCCUCACCAGUCCAGCCAUCCUCUGUGGCUGAGUCGGACAGCGAGGGCCCUCCCAAAAUCGAGUUUGUAGACAACCGCAUUAAGACUCUGGAUGAAAAGCUGAGGAACUUGUUGUAUCAGGAGUAUAGUAGUGGGGCAGCUGUGACGGGGGGAGCUGCUGUGGCUUCUACCGCUGGUCCAACCGCAGUGUCAGCAGCCUCGACAUCGGCAGGAGGGGACGAAUCCUCGGAGCCGCACUCGCUCCAUCCCUCCUCCUUCCCUCCUCCCGCGUUGUCGUCCUCAGACACCUCUCCUCACUCCUCCUCCUCCACCACCUCCUCCACCACCUCCCGCUCCUCCUCCACCUCUUCUGACCUGGAAAGGGAGAGAGAGGUGUGGGGGGGAGGGCUCCAACAGCAGGCCCGGUGGAGCAGCCCUGGCCCGUCUCUCUCCUCCGCCUCCCUCCUGACCCCCCCACACGGAGACUCGGCCGGGCCCCCACCUAUCCCUGGAGAACCCACAAUUUUUGCUGCCCCCCCUCACUCUGACACCAGUACUCCAGGAGAAGUCACUACGUGGCCCCCAAAUCUGCACCCCAUCCCCCUGGGCCCUGGAUCGCCGCCGCAGCACAAUGCAGGAGGUGGAUAUUUUGGCCUAAACCUGACAUGUCCUAGUAUCAGAAAUCCCGUUAGCAAGAAAUCCUGGACUCGCAAAUUCAAAAGCUGGGCAUGCAAACUGCGCCACUCCGCCAGCUUGUUCAAGAAGCCCAGAGUCCAGCAAGACGGUCACUCUAGUGGCAGUCAGGCAGGCAGAGAGGAGAGCGAGAGGGCUUCCUCCAACCCUCCCCACUCACUCAAGGGACGAUUUCAGGUCACCCCAGUGCCCCAGCCCCCUGAGGCCUCUCCCCCCAAAGAGGCAGCCUGUGGUACGGGCAGCAGCCACAGGAAAGUGGGGCGCUUCUCUGUGACCCAGACGGAGGCCCGGAAAGAGGAGAAAGAACUGACUGACAGCUCCCCUGUGUCUCCUGACCUGGAGAGAGAGAGGAGGAGGGCCCGAGGGAAGGAGGGAGAGAGGGAGGCGGGGAAGAGGAACCCAGCACUGAGCCACCCAACCCGAGGACAUGGUCACGGGCAUGGUCUCUCUCCCCUGGGCAGUAGCGAUGAUGAGGAGAGUGAGAUGGAGGAUGAAGACCUGAGGAAGGAGCUGCACAAGCUGAGAGAGAAGCACAUCAAGGAGGUGAUGUCCCUCCACGCUCAGCAGAACAGAGAGCUCCAGGAGCUGUACAGGCAGCUGCGGUCCCUCAAAGACCACCGGCAGACCCUGCCCCGCACCCCAGCCUUCCCCUCAGGAUCCCCAGCCCUCUCCCCCCGCAGGCCCAGGCCGGCCAAAGCCAAGCUCCGGCCCAGACCCCACUCCCACAUGGACAAUAAUGGACUCGCUGGUCACCCCGGUAUACAGCAGUCCAGUAGUUUCUCAGGGGGAGAACAGAGCAAACUACCACCAUACUGCAACCCAGAACACACCACCCUACUGACUACCAAAAGAGACCACAGUCCUCCCUCACAGGGUGCCAGAAAGAGCAUGUUCACAGAUGACUUGCACAGACUGGUUGAUGAUUGGACGAAGGAGACAGUGGGUCCCGCCGCUCCCAAGCCCUCGCUCAAUCAGAUCAAGCAGAUUCAGCAGGUGCAGGAGUUGGGAGGGUGGCCACAGGCCACAGAGGUGGCUCCUCCGGGUCGGUUCCCUGUGGCACCACUGAACCCCCAGGCCUCCCCAGCCCCCUCCAGCCUCACUGCUCCAGCCCCAGCUCAGUACACCACUGGGGGGAGCCUGAGCCAGUGGAGCGGGGUGGGGGGACCACCAGGACCACAACAACAACAAACACACAUGCCUCCAGUCCCUCAGCUACAGCAAAGUUUACAUCUCCAGCAAGCCCAGCCUGCUCACCCAUUACAGACACAGCCCUUGCAGCAAUCCCCUCUACACCAACAACAACAGCCCCUAAUCCAGACUCCACUACUGUCUCCUUUACAGCCACAGACAGGGCAACAACAUAUACCCCAGCAGCCCCAUGUAGGUGUAGGAGCCCCACCUCAGAAUAAACCUCUGUUGCCUUCCCAGAUGCCCCAGAUGGCCCCGUCGUCUCAGCUGGCCCUAGCUCAGCCUGGAUGUCUGAUUCCUGGGUCUAGCAACAAUGCAGUAGUGGGGCCCAUAGACACUGGCGCUGCUGCUGCUGUUACUGCCCCCGGUGGCCCCGGAGGGACAUUCUGUUUCUGCUCCUCCUCUUCUUCCUGCUCCUCCUCCUGCUCUGCUGCUGCUCUACCAUCCAGUGCCAAACUUCACCCCAUGCCCCCAACCUCCACUCUUCCUCUGGGACAGCAGUGAAAAGAAGAAGAAAAUGAAAGAGGGGAAGAGUGUGGUCGAUUAUGAUGGAGCGAGGGAAGUAGAAAAAAGAUGGAGAUGAUGGAUGAGCAAAAACCAUGUUGAAAGUUUGAGAGUGUGUAUGUUAUGAGAGGUAAUGUCUGAGAAUGAGAAAAUGGAUGUCAGUAUAUUUGUAAAUAUGAGAUGGGAAGUGAAUGUGAUAGAUGGUUGAGUCUAUGUAGACAGAGUAUGUACAGACAGAGGGCAAUAUGGAACUCUGGGGGGUCAUGAUGUUGGUGUGUUUGAGAUGUACAAAAUUAGGUAAUGUGUGUAUUUGUGUGUGCGCGUGUGUGUGUGUUUGUGUUGCUAUUGAUUUUCUCAGUACAUAUUCCUUGUGUGUUUUGACACCAAGUAAUGGUCAUGUUAUUUUUUAAAUCCAACUAGACCCUGAACUCUUCCUCCCAAGCAGAGACAAGAAGGAACACAAAACAUUGACAUUAUUAUGUAUUGAGAUAUUUUUUUUGUUUUUAUUUGUCAAUGCUUACUUAUAUUGAAAAGGACUAUGAAUUUUAAAAGUGCAAUUAGUAACUGUCAUCUAAAUUUUUUAUCAUCCUGUAACGUCCAGAUUUGUCUGUAGUGGCGUUUAACCAAAUAAUUGUCUAGAAGCACGUUGACAAUAACCAACCAGACAUUUACGAAUUAACUGACAUCUUACAUGAAUAUAGCACAAAUGUUUCAACAGGUUACCAUUGAGAUAUCUAGCAGUUGCAACAACAGCAUGUUACAGUAACACCACAGAGCAUGGUAAUAAUGGUGCUACCUGGCUAUUAUCACUACCGCAAUGCCACUAAGCACACUGUUGUACAGUGUAGUGCACGGGCAAGGCAUGUACUUUGUGUAUUAUCAUUUUUUACAUUGAUAAAAAGUGGUAACCAGUAGAUUUAAAGAAGAUUUAAAAUAACAUGUUGAUGAGUAACAUGAUUAAAUUGUGAUCAAUAUAUGCUGAUAUUUUGAUUUAAUUUAUGAAUAUGUUCAGUGAGCUUUCAUUGAAGUCUAACUGAAUAAACACUGAUCAAAACACUAAGACUGCAUGACCUUAUGGCUACAACGUACCUUGACUUGCCUGCAAUCUGCUUACACUUGUGCUUAUAUUUCUCAUGUCUGCUGCUGUGCACAACAAUAAACUGAGGUAAAUUAUU
This is a messenger RNA of Coregonus clupeaformis (lake whitefish), 12670 nucleotides long. RefSeq lists its product as uncharacterized. The record is from RefSeq and is a predicted model, not a curated record. NCBI's taxonomy places the organism in Eukaryota, Metazoa, Chordata, Actinopteri, Salmoniformes, Salmonidae. Gene Ontology annotation, molecular function: protein serine/threonine kinase activity; potassium channel inhibitor activity; chloride channel inhibitor activity. Gene Ontology annotation, biological process: protein phosphorylation; negative regulation of sodium ion transport; positive regulation of sodium ion transmembrane transporter activity. Gene Ontology annotation, cellular component: cytoplasm; cytosol.